CUUUAAUUUAGUAAUAUUUGCAACCUGAAAUAAUUCAUUUGCAAAUCAAAAAGUGUAUAGCACUGAAAAUUGUUACACUUUUAGAGAAUCAGCAAUUUCAUUGGAACAAGACAGAGAAGUAUUACUCGCAUUACUUAACAACUUUCGAUCUGAUCCUAAUUUUCAAAAAUUGGGUGAAGCUGCUUGUGAUGAUAUCACUGCUACAGCCGUUCGUUUAUCUAAUCGUUGUAAAUCCGUGGAAAUUACAGUAAACACACCACGAAAUGCACAACAAGUACAGGCUCUCGACAAUGUAAACAGUAUGAUUACAAGUCUGGUCAAAAAAAUGGAAGAUAAUAUAAGUCAAGCAAAAGAAAAAGCAAAAUCGUUUUUCAAUGCGUGCUCGCCAGAUUCCCCUGAUGGACCAAUCGACCAUCAAUUUCAAGCUCAAAUUAUUGAUUGCACAGCCGAUGAUCAAAAGAAUAUCCGAACUCGACUAAGUAUUUUAAUCGAUCAAAUUGAACGAACCCAAAAUUAUAUCGAAUCAUUGUAA
This is a messenger RNA of Thelazia callipaeda (thelaziosis nematode), 532 nucleotides long. NCBI's taxonomy places the organism in Eukaryota, Metazoa, Nematoda, Chromadorea, Rhabditida, Thelaziidae. The record is from the annotation of a GenBank genome assembly.